Messenger RNA from Danaus plexippus (monarch butterfly), 2376 nucleotides. RefSeq names its product CWF19-like protein 2 homolog. Gene Ontology annotation, biological process: mRNA splicing, via spliceosome. Lineage: Eukaryota; Metazoa; Arthropoda; Insecta; Lepidoptera; Nymphalidae. The record is from RefSeq and is a predicted model, not a curated record. Bases 387 to 2243 code for a protein of 618 amino acids. The transcript is spliced from 5 exons. Gene Ontology annotation, cellular component: post-mRNA release spliceosomal complex.
AAUUUGUAGUGGUACUCUGUGGAUACGUAGGUCCUUAAUCACUUACCAUCACAUUACACAGUCAAAACUAAACACCGAAGUUAAGUAAUAAAUACUCUUAAGGACACUAAAAUUAUGCAAAUAAUAUAUUGAACUGAAGUACUUACUAGUUACGGCCUCUCUUUUGACAUUCUCUACUAAUUAUUGUGACAACCGAAGAAUACGAACAGUUUUUUUGUGCCUCUCGCAUAUUAUAAUUCAACUCUGGGAUAUAUCUUUAUCCAGUAGCUUCAUCAAACAACAAAUCAAAACGUCAUGGUUUUGUAAGGCAUUUUAUAUUUAUACGCAAAUAAUAUUCAACACAUUCCAAUAAAAAAAUAAAGUAUUUGAUACUCAACAUAGUAAAAAUGAAAGAAAAGCGUUCUAAAAAACAUAAGAAAAGCUCUAAGGAAAAACGAUCUAGUGAAUCAAAGAAAAAUAAACAAAAAAGACAUUCUUCAGAUUCCUCAUCAAAUUCUGAGUCAGAUGAGUGGGUUGAGCAGGAAAGAGUGAAAAGUGAGUCUGCUGGUAGAGAUGAAUGGAUGGCUAUGACUGGAAUGCUGAAAACAUAUACCAAGGAUGACAUAAAACCAAAACAAGACAAAACUGAGAAAAUGCACAUUGAUUCAUACAACCCCGCCACAAGCAGUAGAGAAUUAAACCCAUACUGGAAGGAUGGAGGUUCCGGUGUACCACAGUCAUCAGAAAGCCUAUCAAAAAGCAGAAAAUUUAUGAAACCAUCAUAUAAUGAUGAUUAUUAUAACACAUCUAGUUCAUCUAGCAAAAAUACAAGUGGUAGGCAAUACAAGCAGAAUAGAGAUUAUGAAAGAUCUUCCAACUGGAGAAAAGAAACAAUGGAUAAAAGGGAAGAAGAAAGGAAAAAUUACAAUUUACGUGAUGAUAAAAAAGAUAAUUUAAAUUUAGAAAGUGAUCAUAAAGAUAAAAAGUUGCAAAAAGAUAAUGAUAUACAUGACAAAUUAAAGACAAGCAUUGAAACAAAAAAACCCGAUUCUUCAACAAGAGAAAGAAAAGAUUUGUAUCUUUCCGAUGAAAAGAUGAAUAAACUAGCAGCUAAAAUUGUGAAAGCUGAAAUAAUGGGAGACUUGAAACAAGUAGAAGAACUUAAGUCGAAAUUGGAGGCCGCAAGACAGUAUAGGAAAAACAAUCCCAAUGUUGAAAACUUGGAAGACGAUAGAGUUUUAUUAAUGUCUACUACCAGCACUGGAAAUAGUAGACCUUUGACUAACAAUCCUGUUGAUACUAAAGGCAAGGGCAACAAACGAAAGGCCCAAACACAUGAUUCUGAAGGACGACUGAAAUACUUUGGAGAUGAUGAUAAAUAUAACUUAAAACAAAUGUUUGAACAAGAAAAGUAUGGUAAUAAUUACAAUGAAGAUGCAGAGUUGGUCAGAGCUGCUAACAAAAGUAAAAAUCCAAAUGAUGAUUUAGCUGAUAUUUUCUUAGAUAAUAUCACAAAGAAUAAAAACCCAACAAGGAAUAGUGAAAUAGAAAAGCAACAGGCCAUAAACCAGAAUGUUAAGCUCGAAAGAUCUUUAGAAGGUUGUGAAUAUUGUUUCGAUUCUAAAAACAUGUUGAAGCAUCUAAUAGUCAGUUGCGGAAACAAGAUAUACAUGGCAUUACCAUCAAGGACGUCACUUGUCAAGGGCCAUUGUAUUUUAAGUACAAUACAACAUUCAACUUGUGUGACCAAUGUUGAUGAAGAUGUAUGGGAUGAAAUAUUAUAUUACAGAAAAAUGAUUACCCAAUACUAUAAUUCUCAAGAUCAGGACGUAGUAUUCUAUGAAACUGCAACAAGAUUACAUAGAUUUCCACAUUUAGUAAUUAAUUGUGUGCCGAUGCCGCGAGACGUUGGAGACACAGCAUCCAUAUAUUUCAAAAAAGCACUUUUAGAAUGUGAAGCAGAAUGGUCUAUGAAUAAAAAGGUUGUGGAACUAAAGGGAAAGAAUAUACGAAGAGGAGUUCCUAAAGGAUUGCCUUAUUUUUGGGUUGACUUUGGCAUGGAUCCUGGUUUUGCCCAUGUAAUAGAAGACCAACAAUUAUUUCCCAAAUCCUUUGCUGAGGAAAUUAUUGGUGGCAUGUUAGAUCUGGAUCACACCCUUUGGAAGAAUCCCAAAAAGGAAUAUGGAGAUAUUCAAAGAAAGAAGGUUAUAGAAUUUGUAAACAAAUGGAAACCUUUUGAACAAAAUUUUAAAGAUAACAGUUAAGAAUAGAUUACAUAUCAUCUUAAAAAAUUAUGAAUUUAAGAACAACUUUUAUUUUAUUAGUGUUUUCUAGCAUAAUAGUUAAAAUAACAAUGACUUAAAAAGAAAAAAUGUAUAAUUAAAAAGUUUUUAUUUA